Messenger RNA from Oncorhynchus tshawytscha (Chinook salmon), 4075 nucleotides. It is a transcript of the gene ccdc142, whose product is annotated as coiled-coil domain containing 142. The transcript is spliced from 13 exons. Bases 545 to 3637 code for a protein of 1030 amino acids. Lineage: Eukaryota; Metazoa; Chordata; Actinopteri; Salmoniformes; Salmonidae. The record is from RefSeq and is a predicted model, not a curated record.
GCAUGGAUGAGCAAUAGAUCUGUGGACGAGCGCCAUAGCUCCGCCCCGUAUUAACCAUAACAAGGGACGCUCUCUUUUCAUUGGCUGUUUGUAUCUCAUGAUGGUUAGCUAGCUUUGAGCUAGCAAUGCUAUUCGUGGACCAAACCCGCUACUUUCGUGAGCACUAGGAUUAAAACUCAAAAUAGGAUUGGCUAAAUUGCUAACAGUUGACUGCUGUAAUCCUCACAGCAAGUGUUGAUGUGAAACACGGAAGUAUUCAAGUACAAAUGUGAUGUUUUAUUACCUUUAACGGUAGCUAGCAACAAUGGAUGCUAAUUUCUUCAAUUUGGCCGUCGCUUGCUAACUAGAAAAUAUUUGCUAGCAACGUGGAGUAAAAAGCAAUGUUGACAAAUGAACUUGCCAACGCUAGGCGUCAAGAAGAGGAAGCAUAGACUUACUAGCCAGCUAAAUGGGGUUCUCUUACUGGGCACUUACGUCGGAUACUGAUUUCACAGCAAUGUGAGCCAUUUUGGGAAAGACCCCUGAAUGCUGUGUCCUGUUUGAUAUGGCUCAGAUUUUAUGCACCUACCAGGAGACCCAGAAUGGGACCGCUCUGGAAAUAGAGGGGCAGGGAGGUUUGGACAAGGCAGGAGAUAAAACAGAGACAUCCCCUGUGAAUGAGAACCCAGAACCCUUUUCUUCUGAAGAUGAACAGAAGAGACUAAAUGCUUUGUCAGAUGAUGACUUUCUUUCAAAGGACAAACUUGAUGCUUCUUGGUCCCAGAGUUGUCCCUUCACCAAGUCUCUGCAGAAGGCGGAGGCCCUGCUGAGGACUCGCUUCAACCCCAGCCUGAGGUGGCUACUGAGGCAGAAAAGUGAUGAUAUGUGGGAAUUUGAGAACCGGGAUACCUUUGUAGCGUGCCAGAACCUCACCUCUCAGUCAUCUAGCAGGCUGCAGCGGCUAGACCAGGGCAUGCUGGGUCUCAGUCCACAGUGCCAAGUGUUGCGGGGGCCACGGACAGGCCAGCUGCAGAGUUGCGUCAGGGGCCUCGCUACAGAGGGCAGUUUCUACCACCACCCUCCAGCCGCUACCCUCAGCCAGCACUAUGGGCAGCUGCAGUACCUACUGGAACAGCGGGCUCAGCUCCUUUUCCUCCAUGAGUAUGCCCGGCGCACCAGAGUCACCACUGUGUACGUUGACAAACUGACUAGCCUGCUGGAGCGGGAGCUAGGUUUGUUGAUGGACAGGAGUCGAGUCCUGGAGCGACCAAACUCUGCCUGGAGCUUUGGGAUGGGAGGCCUGUGCCAGGAACUACGUAUCCACGUGAGCCAUUGGGAUGCUCUAUGUGCCAAAGCCCAGUCUGACGUCUGGCUGAGAACUGUUCUGUUCCAGAGGACAGAGACCCUUGCUGUCAUGCGGCGGACACUGAGAGUGCUGGGACUGCAGGCCCUGGUUCUGAUGGAACGUUGUAUCUAUACAGCCCUCUCCGCUCUGGCCUCAGCUCAGCUGGCCAGGGUGCCUAGAGAUGCCUUAGAAGACCUGCUGGCUGGGGCAGAGGUCUUUAACCAGGUACUGGAGGAGCAGAGAGUCCAGCAUAGAGGCUCGCGGUGGAGAACUCAGACCCUGCAGCUGUCUGACUGGCCUGGGCUGUCUAGUAGGCAGCCCACCCGGAGGGGUAGCCUUCCUGCACCUUUCCCAGUGGUUGAACUGAUGAGGAUACUGGCAGAGCACAGGGGGCAGAUCGCGGCAGAGCAGCUGUACCAAUGGGCUUCCCAACAGAGCUUCCUCCACUCCCAGGCCCUGCACACUGGAGCCCCAGCCCCUACGUGGGAGAAAUUAGAACUGUUAUUCCCGCUGCUUUCCCCUCUACACCCCUCAGAGCCCAGUCCUGAUGGGCUCACACUGGAGAACCUCCCUGGGCCCUCUUCAGAUGAAUCCAGGUUGGGAAAACCCUGUUCCUGGUCCUCUGAUCUCCCCUUUAUAGCCUUCAUCCGUCAGGACCGUAAGUCUCUAGAGAUUCUCUUCCAGGCCCUGGUGUCCUCCACAGACCUGAUGGCUCCACACAUCCCCAACAGACCCAGGCCGGAGUGUACCAACACCCCAGAACAUUCUCCCAGGUGCUUUGAGGGAGAGUCUUCACCCACAGAUGAGGCCAGGCAGGAGAUAAAGAGACCCAAGUCAGUCCAGUCUGGGGCUUGUGUGGAGCUCUUUGGUCAUUACAGGACAAUGCUGUGGAGGGAGUUUGGCAAAGCCGUCAUUCAGCGCUUCCACCAGCCACCAAAGAGAGACCCUUUGGGCAGUGUUAACCAGUGGAACGACCAGAUGGUUUUCCAGCUUGUGAUGUGGCUCAACCAUGGCUGUAGAGGAGAGCUCGUCCCUGAAGAGUGUAGAGGAGUGGUUGAUGACUUCAUCUUACAGCUCCUGUCCAACACUGCUUUUAGGCACUGGGAUGAGGUGAUGUGUGCGUCACUGGGCUCAGGACUGAAAGAUAAAUGUCUUCCAGGAGUUGAGCGUGAGAACUGCAUGGUGAUGACAUGUACCAUGGAGAGACUCCUGCAGCUGUCCCCUCCACUCCUCACAGUGCUGCAGUGUCUUCAAUCUUCAGCCCACCUGGUCCAAGGUGACAGUAAUGCUCGGACUAUGAGGUCCCUUCACAUAGGAUCGCUGAGCAGAGUGGUGGCAUCCGUCCGAUCCUCUACCUUCUGGGUCAUGAGGAAGGCCUACCAGUUCCUUUCCUCCUGGUCCCUCAACAAGUUCCUGCUUGUCACCCUAGGAGACCUCAAGGUUCUGAGAGCAUCAGUGAUGAGGCUACUGCAGCAUGUGGAGGCCCUGAGUGUGAAUGAAAAUCAUCUCCUCAAGCUACUGGCUGCACAGCUUACUCAGAGUGUCACAGAUCUACAGGUAUUCUCUGACCUGGUGCUCAGAAUCUUCUCCAAGGACUGUAAGAGGAUGUCUGAGGAGAUAUUUUUGCAGACCAUGCCCUCAGCAAAGCACUGGAGAGUGAACUAUAAAACGGAGUUCCCCAGCAGCCCUAGUGAUUACGCUACUACUGCAGCUCAGAGUGUAAUAGGACAGGUACUGGAGGGGGUGCAGCCCCUGCCUGAGGAGGCUCGGAUCCCCGCCCUGACAGAGGCCAUGACAGCCUUCAUGGAGGCCUGGAUGGAGCACAUCCUCAAGGAGAAGAUCAAGUUCAGUAUCCAGGGGGCUCUACAGCUGAAGCAAGACUUUGACUUGAUCCGGAACCUGAUACGCUCUGAGGAAUACAGCCUGUCAGAGGAGAUCCACCAGAGGCUGCUCUCCCUCCGGGUCUUCCACCAGGUGGACAAUGCCAUCGUGUGCCUGCUGCAGCAGCCCAUGGCCAAGCCCUACAUGCCUUCGCGGGGCUGGGAGCCCUUCAGACGCUGCUGUCCAAGUAGUGCCAAUAUGGUGGACCAAUCGUCUAGCAGUCUGAAUAAUUUUGAGAACAUGGACCUCCAGUCUGCAUGUCAACAGGCCCUGGCCCAGGCAGAGGGCUCUAUGAGCCCUGAGCUGCUGGCCUCCACCCCGCAGGAGUCCUACCUGGCCGUGGCACAGCAAGAGUGGCUGGACCUGCGCAUACACAAUGGCAACCGCUGGAAGCUCCCUGGGCUGCAGUGCCUGACAAGGUCAGAGCCCUAACCCUCAGGUAUUCUAUGUAGAAACUCAUUCCUCCUCCAGUCCAGACACUGGAAAUUAACAGCCUUUUGGCCUAAAGGCUGUCCUACAAGGCUGCUCAUCUGGAAGCCAUUUUGCUCUUUGAAUUAAUAAAUGUGUUAAUGCGCUAGGGCCAGACAGGGCCAGUUUACUAGAUUAUGAAGUUACUAGGAACAUUUGGAUGUUACAUUUCCUAGGACUUCAUCUGAACAAAUCAAAGCCAUGUCAAUAGACUAGUAUUGAAGUUAUUUAUGUUAUCAUUAACGACAAAAGGUACAAAGCAAUAACGUUACUGAAAAGUUUUUGUUUCUUUUCAAAACAACAUUUCAAAUAUUGUGUGUAUCCAUGGCAUGUGCAUAUAAUUUAACAUAUUUUUGUAAAUCUGUGCUAAUGAAGUAAUGGAAAGUAAAGAUUUGUUUUUCA